UCCACCUCUCUUCUACGAAAGAGGGAAAGCAUCGGUGUUGACGGUGACUCCGUCAAGGGGGCGAUUCGAGCAUCAACAGCAAGUUUGUAGACACUGAACAAUUUCGAAGCUAAGUAACAAUUUCAACAUUUCUCCUCCUCAAAAAUGGCCCUCUCCCUCUCAUCUUGGUCUUCUCCUACUACUUCAUUUCUCUCUCUGCCUCGGAGAUUCCUUAUCCCUUCCUUCAAGCUUCAUGCCUCUGUUUCUUCCUCCAUCCGUCCUCCGCCCAAGGUCGUCCUUACAAGGGAGCUCGGCAAGAACAACAAGCUCAUCGAUGCUCUGGGAAGAAGGUUCUAUGCAGAGGAAGGUAGAGGUACUUCAUGAUUUGAGGCAUUUGUUGUCGAAGUCUAAGGUGCCUCUUGUUGAAGCAGCCUUCAAAGUUGGGGCAAUUCCUAUUCUUGUGCAGUGUCUUUCAUUUGGAUCACCAGAUGAGCAGGUCUAGAAAUUUUGACUUUUUGUUGUGGUAGUAUAUAGCUAGUUUAAACAUUUCUUGUAUAGGUCAUUCUUGCUAGAAAUCGGAAGCUAAUCACUUAUUCAACAUUCACAACUUAGGAGUAAGAUUUUCCUAUUUAUUACAUGCUUUUGGGAGUGCAUGCAUUGGUAAUGUUCAUUCAUAUUGUGGAUGCGUGCUUGUGCUUCUAUGGCUAUGUGCAGUAUUCUAGUUCUCUAAUGCCUCUCACAGGAAAAAGAAAAAAAGAAAAGAAAAGAA
Messenger RNA from Magnolia sinica, 748 nucleotides. Its product is annotated as importin subunit alpha-9-like. Lineage: Eukaryota; Viridiplantae; Streptophyta; Magnoliopsida; Magnoliales; Magnoliaceae. The transcript has 2 exons. The record is from RefSeq and is a predicted model, not a curated record. Bases 233 to 481 code for a protein of 82 amino acids.